This is a messenger RNA of Dipodomys ordii (Ord's kangaroo rat), 1425 nucleotides long. Its product is annotated as PRAME family member 12-like. Gene Ontology annotation, cellular component: cytoplasm. The coding region runs from base 1 to 1425 and encodes 474 amino acids. Gene Ontology annotation, biological process: positive regulation of cell population proliferation; negative regulation of cell differentiation; negative regulation of DNA-templated transcription. NCBI's taxonomy places the organism in Eukaryota, Metazoa, Chordata, Mammalia, Rodentia, Heteromyidae. The transcript is spliced from 3 exons. The record is from RefSeq and is a predicted model, not a curated record.
AUGCAGAGCCUGCUGGAGAACCAGGCCUUGGCCAUCUCUGCUCUGGAGGACCUGCCCUGUGAUCUCUUCCCUCUGUUGUUUCUGGAGGCCUUGAAAAGGAAAUGCAUGAAGGUGCUGAAGGCCAUGGUGCAGGCCUGGCCCUUCCCCUGCCUCCCCCUGGGACCCCUGAUAAACAGACAAGACCAGGAGCUCCUAAAAAUGGCCCUGGGUGCACUCAAUAUGCUGCUUGUUCAGAAGGAUCGGCCCAGGAGAUGCAAGUUGCAAGUCUUAGACUUGACAGAAGAACACCAAAGCUUCUGGAAUGUGUGGUCUGGAGCAAUAGAUACUGAUACCUCACAACCACCACCAAAGAGAAGAAGGAACCAAUUAAUGGAGGCCUUUCCAGGGCCAGGAGAGAAGCAGCCCUUAAGGGUGACAGUAGACCUGUCCUUGAAGCGUUGUGAUGAAAAUGAACCUCAAAACUACUUGUUUGAGUGGGCUAAGCAGAAGAAAUGUUUGGUCCAGCUGUGCUGUAGGAAGCUGCAGAUUUGGGAACAUUGUUACUGUAAUAUCAAUGAAUUGCACCCGUUCUCUUUCUUGGACCCACUGGAGCUAGUGUAUGUGGAGGAAGUGGAGGUGAAUUGCCCUUUGAGCCUGAGCACGUUGGCCAUGUUUGCUCCUUACCUGGGCAAGAUGAAAAAUUUGCACAAACUCUUCCUCUCACACAUCUAUGUGCCUGAAUGCAUGUCUUCAAAGAAACAGAUGGAACGUGCCGCCAUAUUUAUUUCUCAGUUCAGCAACUUCGACUGUCUCCAGCAGCUCUAUAUGAAUCGAGUCUCUUUUCUCCAAGGCAACCUGCACCAGAUACUCAGAUCUCUGAAGACUCCCUUGGAGACCCUGUCAAUAACACACUGCAGGCUUAGGAAAUCCGAUCUGAAGUGUCUGCCCAGGUGCUUGAGCACCCACCAGCUAAAACACCUGAGUCUGAAAGGCGUCAGCCUGAUCCCUGUGCGUCCUGGGAUGCUCCAAGCUCUACUAGAGCAACUUGCAGCCACCCUGGAGAUCCUGAACUUGGAGGACUGUGGAAUUGAGGACUCCCAUCUCACUGCCAUCCUGCCCGCCCUGAGCCAAUGCUCCAAGCUCACCAAGCUCUGUUUCUAUGGGAACCACCUCUCUCUGGCUGUCCUGAAGAACCUGCUGUGCCACACUGCCAGGCUGAACCAGCUAUGCCUGGAGCUGUACCCUGUCCCUCUGGAAGCCUAUGAUAGCCCGAGUGCUGUUCGCACCCAGAGGGGUUCCCUGUACUGUGCUGAGCUCAUGGACACCCUGAGGGCCAUAAGGCAGCCCAAUAUGGUGUCCUUCGGUGUGGAACCCUGCCCUAAAUGUGGACAUUCCUGCUUCUAUUAUAUGGACUCCAUUCUGUACUGCUCUAGGAGGCCUACCUAG